CAACUCUCUUACAUUACUUCUCCCUUACAAAACAUUUGCUUGGGAAACAAAAGAAUACCCUUCUCUCAGAAAAGAAUAAAAAACAAAUAAUAUAAUAAUAUUCACAAUGACUGAGGUUUUGGAGGUCAACAAUGCUAGCAUGCAGGCCUUGGCCUCGUAUCUUCAACAGACUCUGGAUCCUGCAACCCGCCACGAAGCCGAACAAUUCCUGGCGAAGGUGCAGCAGAGUCAGAAUUUUGGGCAAUUGGUCUUGCAGCUUAUUGCCACAAAGUCAUUCGACAUGCACAUCCGCUUCGCUGCAUCCUUGCUCUUCAAAAAUUUUGUCCGCAGGAACUGGAUGGCUGAUGAUGAUGGCGACAGCAAGAUCUCGCUUUCAGACAGGGAGGCAAUCAAGAACAGGAUCGUGGAUUUGAUGACCAUUUCUGAGGCCAGGAUUCAACUCCAGCUUUCCGAUGCUGUCACUCAAAUCGCUGACAGCGAUUUUCCUCAAAAAUGGCAGGGCCUCAUUCCUGAACUCGUCAGUAAGCUUAACCUUAACGACUUUGUCACCAACAAUGGCUUACUUCAGACCGCGCACUCUAUCUUCCAAAGGUGGCGACCAUUGUACCCUUCUGACAACCUUUACACUGAAAUUAAGAUUGCCUUAGAAAGCUUUUGCGACCCUUACUACAAGCUCUUUAUGGCUACUGACAAUAUGAUCCAAAGCAACUCGCAAAACGCAGCUCAAUUGAAGGUCCUCUUUGAGACUCUCCACUUACUUACAGAGAUUUAUCACGACCUGAAUUGCCAUGACAUUCCUGAGUUCUUCGUCACACACCUUCAGGAAUUUAUGAGCUUCUUCCACAAAUACAUGACAUAUGACAAUCCAUUGCUUUCAGGAGAGGAUGAGGACACUCCUGGACCCAUUUUGCAGGUCAAAGCAUCAAUCUGCGAGGUCGUCGAGCUUUACAGCAAACGCUACGAAGAGGACUUUACCUCCUUGCCAGAGUUUAUUCAGACUUCAUGGACUCUUCUGACGACUUUGGGGUUGGAACCUAAGAAUGAUAUGCUGGUUAGCAAGGCUAUGUCAUUUUUGACAUCUGUAGUAAAGAAUGGGCGACAUAGAAGUAUGUUCAGCUCGACUGAUGUUCUCUCUCAACUGUGCGAGAAGGUUGUAUUACCUAACAUGGGCCUGAGAGAAUCUGAUGAGGAGCUUUUCGAAGAUGAGCCGAUUGAAUACAUUCGACGGGAUCUAGAGGGAUCAGAUAGCGAGACUCGUCGUAGGGCUGCAACAGAACUCGUACGUGGGCUUUUGGAUCAAUUCCCUACAGAAGUCACUGCCAUCAUUACCAACUACAUUCAGCACUAUCUUCAGAGAUAUAAUUCUAAUGUGGCACAAAACUGGAAGGACAAGGAUGCAGCGAUGUUCUUGCUGACGAGCAUUGCGGCAAAGAGCGUAGGAUCACAGUUUGGUGCUCGUGAAACGAACACUGAGGUCAAUAUUUUGGACUUUUUUGAAAAGAACGUGAUCCCCGAUCUUAAUGCCCCAGUGUCUGGGGCCAUCCACCCUAUUCUCAAAGUCGAUGCUAUAAAAUACCUGUACACUUUCCGCAGUCAAUUUUCAAAGGAUCAGCUGCUAGCCGCACUUCCCCUUCUUAUUAGGCACCUGGAAAGUACAAACUAUGCCGUCUAUACCUACGCCUCAAUCUGCAUUGAACGUAUUUUGUUCAUGCGUGCUUCAGGAACCACGGGUCCUAUGCUAUUCUCAUCCGAUGAUAUUGCCCCACUUGCUGAGACUCUGAUCUCUAAUUUGUUCCGCCUUAUUGAGCUUGGACAGACCCCCGAAAAGUUGGCCGAGAAUGACUAUCUCAUGAAGUGUGCUAUGCGUGUUGUUCUCACUGUGCGGGAAAAGAUGAUGCCACUGGUCAGCCUUUGCUUAGCUCGCCUUACAGCCAUUGUGCAGGCUGUUAGCUCUAAUCCUAGUAAUCCCAAAUUCAACCACUAUGUUUUUGAGAGCAUUGGAGCACUUAUCCGGUUCAUUUGCAACGCCAAUCCCGAGGCAUCUGAGCAGUUUGAGAACCUUUUAUUUCAGCCCUUUCAGGUCAUUCUUCAACAGGACAUCGCAGAAUUUACACCUUAUGUCUUCCAGCUUCUGUCACAACUCUUGUCCUACAGUACUCGGGCAGAGCUUUCCCCAUCAUAUCAGGCUAUGCUUCCACCUCUUGUUCAGCCUAUGCUCUGGCAACAGCAAGGUAAUAUCCCUGCUCUAGUCAAGCUACUUCAGGCGUAUCUGCAAAAAGGAGCAAGUUGGGUAGUGGCCAAUAAUCAUUUGGAGCCUAUUUUGGGUGUAUUUCAGAAGCUGGUUUCAUCAAAGAUCAACGAUCACCAUGCCUUUGAGCUCCUGCAGUCCUUGAUUAUCUAUGUUCCUAUGUCUGUGUUGGGCACUUACAUGAAGGCUGUUCUGAUCAUGUUGUUGACUCGAUUGCAGAACCACAAAACUGACAAGUUCAAGAAGGGCUUUGUGAAUUUUUCAUUCUUUUACAUGGCGUUGGAUAAGGAGGGCACUGGCCCAGAUGCUUACUGGGCACUGUUUGAUACCGUACAGGCAGGGCUGUUUGUGCAAUUCCUUAAGACUGUGUGGUUAGCAGAGGCCCAGAAGGUUGCAGGACGAAUUGAGCGCAAGACAUGUGCAGUGGCAUUGGCGCGUCUUGCCACAACUUCACGAACCAUUACUGAGGGAACGAAUUUUGAUGCUGCAUGGCCUGCGGUGAUGACAGCGCUGAUCAAGUUUUUUGAAGCACCUCAAGAUGUGCGAGGAGCAGCAGUAGAUGCGGCAGAGGAUGAUGAGCUGUAUGGAAUCGAUAUAGAGGAAAGCGGAUAUCAAGCACAGUUCUCUCAACUUACGACAGCAUCAAGCUCCAAGGUUGACCCAACGGCAGCAGUGCAAGAUCCCAAACAAUUCCUUGUUGAAGGUCUUGUGCGAUUUAACCAGGCGUACCCUGGGUGUUUCCAGCAUGGUCAAGUCCAGCUUCAACCCGAGACACAGAAUUUCUUAGCAGCCUACCUGGCAGCUGCAGGAGUAUCGUUGUAAAGAGACAACGUUGUGUAAUUCCAUGGGUAAAAUGAAUUGAGUGUGGUGAUCGUAUAAAAACAAGUAGACAAAUAAAUAAAUGAUCG
This is a messenger RNA of Lobosporangium transversale, 3156 nucleotides long. RefSeq names its product importin-alpha re-exporter. Gene Ontology annotation, cellular component: nuclear envelope; cytosol. The transcript is spliced from 17 exons. Gene Ontology annotation, biological process: protein import into nucleus; protein export from nucleus. Bases 107 to 3070 code for a protein of 987 amino acids. Lineage: Eukaryota; Fungi; Mortierellomycota; Mortierellomycetes; Mortierellales; Mortierellaceae. Gene Ontology annotation, molecular function: small GTPase binding; nuclear export signal receptor activity. The record is from RefSeq and is a predicted model, not a curated record.